UUUCCGAUCCCAGCAUCAUGUCAAACUAACCCUUUGAUCCAACAUCAUGAAAAUACAUAAAUCAUGCUAAACCACUGGGACCCACAUUGACUAUCAUCCAAGAGGUUUUUUCAAGUUCAACGGCACCUUACCUAUUAUUUCUGAGAGAUUACGUGGGCUGAAAAUUUUCAGUUUUGGGAAAAUCUGGGCCCCGCACUACGACCCCAUUCACCUGAUGCCCACAACCGUUGGAUUGAUGGAAAAAUCAUCCUGUCUGUGCAACAAUUGGGUCUCUCUGUCUCUCUUGAAUAAAUCUUCCACAGAUUUUCCAGACAACUAGUGUCGGCAUUCCAAUACACAGUGACACGCCAUGAAAAAGUAAUAUAUUUCUAUCUCAAUGAGAAAACUGGGAAAAAAGGGGAGGAAAGAGAAUCAAAAGUUGUAGUACUGAAUAAGGAUGAAUAGAUGAACCAAUUGCUGUGGAGAAGGAGAUGGAUAUUUGGUUGAUGUGGGUCCGCUUUGAAUUCCUGACAGGACCUGCAAGAGUCAAACAUCCAUAUAAGUGGGACCUGGUUUUGAUUUUUUCCCCAUCCUCCACGGAAAUUUAGAUCUUGACUGGUUCUUUUGAGCCCACGGAGAUGUUUCCUCUCUUGUUUUUUUUUUUUUUUUUUCGGUAAAUAUGUUUCCUCUCUUGUUCCUUAAAUGGGUUUCAGGCAUCAUUCUUUUCUACUAUUCAUCUACUUGACAGUGGGUGAGAGUCUACGAGUGCCGAAUGGGGAAUUGCUGGAGGCGGCCUGCAAGAUGUGCUCAUGCUUCUUCUACACUUUCAUCAGAAACUUCAAAAGCUCCUAGCAAGGAAACCCUAUACUCAAUUUCUCCGCUCAAGGAAACACCAUCUGCCAGUUUGAACAGAAAAUAUCCAGUGGCAUCCCAAAAUGAUACGUCAGCCUCUGUCACUCUCAAGUCAUUCACCUUCAAUGACCUUAAGACUGCCACCAAGAACUUCCGCACAGACAGUCUUCUUGGUGAAGGAGGAUUUGGGUGUGUCUUCAAAGGAUGGAUCGAUGAAAACACUCUGGCUCCCACAAAACCAGGAACUGGAAUUGUCGUUGCCAUCAAGAAACUCAAAAUGGAAAGCUUCCAAGGUCACAAAGAAUGGCUUGCAGAAGUUAACUACCUGGGCCAACUUCGCCAUGAGAAUAUGGUGAAACUCAUUGGUUACUGCACAGAGUCAGAAAACAGACUUCUAGUUUAUGAGUACAUGCAAAGAGGCAGCUUGGAAAAUCAUUUAUUUAAAAGAGGAGUUCAACCUAUAUCAUGGUCCACACGUAUGAAUAUUGCAGUUGGUGUUGCUCGGGGACUUUGCUUCUUGCAUAAUUUAGAUAACCAUGUUAUCUACCGUGACCUUAAGGCUUCUAACGUUCUCCUUGAUGCGGAUUUCAAUGCAAAGCUUUCAGAUUUUGGCCUAGCAAGAGAUGGUCCUACUGGAGAUAACACUCAUGUUUCUACCAGAGUGGUGGGAACUCGUGGCUAUGCUGCCCCAGAAUAUGUUGCAACAGGACACUUGACCAUAAAGAGUGAUGUAUACAGCUUUGGAGUUGUUUUAUUAGAGCUACUAUCAGGAAAAAGGGCGCUGGAUGAAGAGCGAGCUGGAGUUGAAAAUGACCUGGUUGAUUGGGCAAAGCCAUUCCUAAUCAAUAACAGAAGAGUAUUGAGAAUUAUGGACACAAGGUUGGGGGGUCAGUAUUCAAAAAAAGGAGCCCAGGCAGUUGCUGCACUAGCCCUUCAAUGCCUCCACACAGACCCAAAGUACAGGCCCCACAUGCGAGAGGCUCUUGCCACAUUAGAAGAACUACAAUCAACAAAGGAUAUCCCUAAGAUGCCACCGGCCAAACUAGAUCACCGAGGAAUCAAACAUUCAAGUAACAACCACAAGGCAAUAAGAACCACAACCUCAAUCUAACCCACAACCUUUGGUGGUCCAACUCUCUCCCUCCUUGGUACCCUGAAUCAAGCAUAGAGUCAAAAUCGAUACUAAAAACGUAGCAUUGCAACUGUUACAGCCCACAGCUAGUACUAGAAUGCACACCAAGGUUGAAAGAACAUGAUAAACCUAUCAAUCCAAUCAAAGCGGUAGACAAUGUAAUUUUUGUAACAUACAUGUUUAAAAUUUGUUGUGGACUGAAACUUGUUACCAAUUCUUUUUCU
Messenger RNA from Nelumbo nucifera (sacred lotus), 2187 nucleotides. Its product is annotated as putative serine/threonine-protein kinase PBL18. NCBI's taxonomy places the organism in Eukaryota, Viridiplantae, Streptophyta, Magnoliopsida, Proteales, Nelumbonaceae. Gene Ontology annotation, biological process: protein phosphorylation. Gene Ontology annotation, molecular function: ATP binding; protein kinase activity. The record is from RefSeq and is a predicted model, not a curated record.